Mesocricetus auratus (golden hamster) is the source of this 1287-nucleotide messenger RNA. Its product is annotated as cathepsin 7-like. The coding region runs from base 1 to 1002 and encodes 333 amino acids. The record is from RefSeq and is a predicted model, not a curated record. Lineage: Eukaryota; Metazoa; Chordata; Mammalia; Rodentia; Cricetidae. Gene Ontology annotation, cellular component: lysosome. Gene Ontology annotation, biological process: immune response. The transcript is spliced from 7 exons. Gene Ontology annotation, molecular function: cysteine-type endopeptidase activity.
AUGAUUCUUGCUGUCCUCUUGGGCUUCCUGUGCUUGGGCGUCGCCUCAGCUGCUCCAACACCAGAUUACAGUUUGGAUGCUGAAUGGGAGGAGUGGAAAAGGAGCAAUAAUAAAACAUACAGCCAAGAGGAAGAAAGGCAGAGGAGAGCAGUAUGGGAAGAAAAUGUGAAAAUGAUCAAACUGCUCAGUAUGGAGAAUGGCCUGGGGAUGUACAACUUCACUGUAGAGAUGAAUGAAUUUGGUGACAUGACUGGUGAGGAAAUGAGGAAAAUGAUGAUGGAGAGCUCAAUUCUGACUCUAAGUAAUGGGAAACACAUCCAGAAACGAGGAGAUGUCAAAUUUCCCAAAACUUUGGAUUGGAGAACACAAGGCUAUGUGACUCCUGUGCGGAGGCAGUUAGAUUGUGGUGCUUGCUGGGCUUUUGCUGUGGCUGGUUCCAUAGAAGGACAGCUGUUCAAGAAAACAGGCAGACUGAUCCCACUGAGUGUACAGAACCUAGUGGACUGUUCUAGAACUUAUGGCACUAAUGGCUGUAAAGGGGGCAGAAUCUAUAAUGCCUUCCGGUAUGUGAAGUACAAUGGAGGUCUGGAGGCUGAGGCAACCUAUCCAUAUGAAGCAAAGGAAGGUAGCUGCAGGUACCGUCCUGAACGCUCUGUCGUUAAGAUCGCCCGCUUUUUGAUUGUCCCAAGGAAUGAAGAAGCCCUACUGAAUGCGUUAAUGACCAAUGGGCCCAUUGCUGUUAGAAUUGAUGCUGCACAUGCAUCUUUUCGUGGAUAUACAGGAGGUAUGUACCAUGAGCCCAAGUGCAGACGUAAUUCUCCUAACCAUUCAAUGUUGUUGGUUGGCUUUGGCUAUGAAGGCAGAGAGUCUGAGGGCAGGAAAUAUUGGCUGGUGAAGAACAGCCAUGGUGACAAUUGGGGAGAAAAUGGCUACAUGAAGAUUCCCAGAGAUCAGAACAACUACUGUGGAAUUGCUUCCUAUGCCUUGUACCCUAUAUUGUGAGCUGCCUGGGGAUGAGAAGGCAGAGAAGAUAUUAGGGGCAGCACACACGGAAGAACCCCAGCCUCUUCAGAGUGAUGCCCUCUGCUGAGUGCAGGAGAUGCUUGAACCAUUGAAAGGCCAUGGCAGGAUGUGAAAUCUGUGGUUUUUGCUUACUCUACUAAUACAUGACAGCUACUGUAACUGAUGCUCUGCACCCAUUUCUGUUAAGACUUCCUGUAGUUGCCGCUGGGUGGUGGUGGUGGAGGUAGUGAUGGUGAAUGGCUUUAAUUCCACCACUCAGGAGGC